Messenger RNA from Neurospora hispaniola, 2350 nucleotides. RefSeq lists its product as uncharacterized. The record is from RefSeq and is a predicted model, not a curated record. NCBI's taxonomy places the organism in Eukaryota, Fungi, Ascomycota, Sordariomycetes, Sordariales, Sordariaceae. The transcript is spliced from 2 exons. Gene Ontology annotation, biological process: microtubule-based movement. Bases 134 to 2074 code for a protein of 646 amino acids. Gene Ontology annotation, cellular component: dynactin complex.
CGUCCAUCACCCUUUUUCCUGGACCAUGCAACUCGAGCUCCAAAACUCCAAUUGAUGCGAAAGCGACCAUGAUGAUAAAUUUGAUUACACCAAUUGAUUAAAUUUCUUUUUCUUUUCUUCAAUCAACACCAAAAUGUCAGCCUCUCUCCCCCACCGAAGCGUCGCCAACAUCCGAGGGGCUGCUCCCACAUCCUCCUCCCGCAGUGGCAGCAGUCACCGUGAGCGAGAGAGCUCCAGCCACCGAGACCGCGGAGACCGUGAUCGUGAAAGAGGCGACCGUGACUACUCCGGCACAUCAACGCCCGCGCGUCCAAUUCCUACUUUCAACACGCCAUCCAGCCUUCGAGCAGAGGAGGAGCUCAUUGUUGUCGACUUUGGCACGCGGAAGAUCCAGGUAGGCUUUGCCGGGGACUCGGCGCCUAGGGGCAUCGUUUGGUUUGGUCCGGAACAGCAGCGGAGGAUUGGUGAUUUCAGGGACUGGCAGACGGAUUAUCACCAGGAUUGGAGGUCCAAAGCUGCGGGAGGUAAUUGGGGAAGGGAUUAUGAGCUUUGGAGGCCGGAUGUGAGGGGCCUGGAGCUGGGGCAGGUUGGCGAUAAGGUUGAGAAGGCCGUGAGGGAGGCUUACACGAAAUACAUGCUCAUCGACUCUCGUCCACGAAGGAUGGUAUGUGUUGUACCGACAGGUCUUCCCAUCCCUCUUCUAUCAGCUGCUUUGGACAGCCUCUUUCACCGCUUCCAACCACCAACAGUCUCGCUGCUAUCAUCGCCAGUUGCUGUGGCCGUCGCUGCCGGUGUACGCUCCGCGCUUGUCGUCGAUCUCGGCUGGAACGAGACGAUAGUCACAAGCGUCUAUGAGUACCGCGAAGUGGCAACUAAGAGAACAGUCAGAGGAGGAAGGAGGUUGACGGAGGAGACUCACCGUUUCCUUGCCAAAGAACUUGGUCAUGUCCAACGAGACAACAGAGACGACAAGCAAGAAUAUGUUUUGUCCUUUGAAGAGUGUCACGACAUUGCGAACCGGCUGGUCUGGUGCAAGCCCUUCAAGGCAGAGAAGACACCCAAAUCCUUACCUCCACAACCGGCAACACCAGAAGGGGAAGGGCUGGCCACUGUUGAAGAAAGUGAUGAGGACAAACCCACCAUCACCAUCACCACCACUACCACAACCACUGCCGGCGAGAAACCACUACCUCCGCCACCCAAAGUCACCACCAUCCCGCUCCGCUCCGGCCGAUCCCCAACUUCUGUCGAGGUAACCUUUGACCAACUCUCCGAACCCUGCGAAAACACCUUUUUCGACUCGCAAUACUCUCUCUCCAGCUUCGACGACCACGAGAUACCUGUGCACUUACUCGUCUACCGCGCCCUUCUCCAGCUUCCUCUCGACGUCCGAGCGCUCUGCAUGUCCCGAAUCAUCUUUUCUGGCGGGGGCACCACGGUCUUGGGUCUACGCAAGCGUAUUUUCGACGAAGUGUGCCACAUUGUUCAGGAGAGGGGGUGGGACCCCGUCUACGGAAAAGCCAAGGAACAACUACGGACGAACCCGAAACUCAAGAAGAGGCACGGCAGGCACCAGACAACAAACAACAGCAACAGCAGCAGUAACAACAACAACAACAGCAACAACACUUUGACCACGCCCGGGGGUGUGUCCCCACCUACUGCUGCUAGUGGAGCCGCAGGAGAAGGAGGAACAGCAGCACCAGCAAGCGGACAAGAAGAAGACGGCAUCUGGCAUGACGCGGCCAACUCGGUCCCGGAAUUCGAUCCGAUCGAGGCACAACUUGCUCGUACUAACCCCGCCUCGAACGGCCGCAAACCCCUCCAAGGCCAGCUUCGAGCGAUCGAGUCCCUCGGUCCCUGGGCAGGCGGCAGUCUAACCACGCACCUGAAGGUUUCUACGGUGUCUACAAUCGACAAAGACCAGUGGACCCAGCACGGCGUCACCGGGGCAACGGUUAGGCAAGCAGAUGUGGAGGCCAAGACGCAGCAAAGACUAAGCUGGAACGCGAUGAACAGAGGUGGGAGGGAAGGGAAGGAGCCGUGGACUUUGGGCGUCUGGGGGGCUGCUUGAGCUUGAGGUUCAUUCACCGCCUGCCUUUCCUGGCUGGUGACGUCGACAAGGUACUUGGGUAUCUAUGAAGGAGGGAGGUACUCAUUUACCUGGGCAGGUACGGAGAGGACGGACGAACUGCAAAAAGGAAGGCGGUGAGAGAGAGUGACCGAGCGUUUUCAACAGAAGGGAACCUUGACGGCCCUUAGUCUGAGCAGGUUUAGUUGUUUGCUUCCCCUGGGUGGAGAGGGAGGAUGAGCUAGGGGAUGAGAUGGAAGAAAAGGAAAUUAUCACUCA